This is a messenger RNA of Nestor notabilis (Kea), 2587 nucleotides long. It is a transcript of the gene NSD2, whose product is annotated as Wolf-Hirschhorn syndrome candidate 1. Lineage: Eukaryota; Metazoa; Chordata; Aves; Psittaciformes; Psittacidae. The transcript is spliced from 8 exons. Gene Ontology annotation, cellular component: nucleus. The coding region runs from base 26 to 1954 and encodes 642 amino acids. The record is from RefSeq and is a predicted model, not a curated record.
GUAAGACUGGAAACAUCUGGGCUGGAUGGACUUUAGCAUCAAAAGAAGUUCUCAACUGUUAACUCGAAAAAUAAACUACAUCAAAAUGAAGCAGGUACCAGAGAUCCUUGGAAAUACCAAUGGGAAAACUCAGAAUUGUGAAGUGAAUCGCGAGUGUUCUGUCUACCUGGGCAAAGCACAACUUUCUGCCACUCUACAAGAAGGUGUCAUGCAAAAAUAUAACGGCCAUGAGGCUCUUCCAUUUAUUCCAGCUGAUAAAUUGAAAGAUCUGACCUCUCGAGUGUUUAAUGGCGAGUCUGGGGCCCAAGAUGCCAAGCUGCGCUUUGAACCCCAGGAGAUAAAGGGAGUCGGAACACCACCCAACACUACUCCUAUCAAGAAUGGCUCUCCAGAAAUUAAGCUGAAAAUCACUAAAACCUACAUGAAUGGAAAGCCUCUUUUUGAAUCUUCCAUUUGUGGAGACAAUGGUGCAGAUGUGUCUCAGUCAGAGGAAAAUGAACAAAAGCCAGCAAACAAGGAGAGGAGAAGCAGAAAAAGAAGCAUAAAAUAUGACUCCUUACUUGAGCAGGGUCUUGUUGAAGCAGCGUUAGUAUCAAAGACUUCAAGCCCCACUGAAAAGAAGGCUCCUGCUAAGAGAGAUCCAACUCAAAGUACCGUCAAAGAAGACAAAGUCCAUCUGUUGAAGUAUAAUAUAGGAGAUCUAGUGUGGUCAAAAGUGUCUGGUUUUCCAUGGUGGCCAUGUAUGGUUUCUGCUGAUCCUGUUCUCCAUGCCUACACUAAACUAAAAGGACAGAAAAAGAGUUUUCGUCAAUAUCAUGUUCAGUUUUUUGGAGAUGCCCCAGAGCGAGCCUGGAUAUUUGAGAAGAGCCUUGUGCCCUUUAAAGAAAAAGACCAGUUUGAACAAUUAUGCCAUGAAAGUGCAAAACAAGCCCUCACUAAAGCAGAGAAAAUAAAGAUGUUAAAGCCUGUUUCAGGGAAACUGCGGCCACAGUGGGAGAUGGGUGUUAAGCAAGCAAGUGAAGCAGUAGGCAUGACAGUGGAAGAACGGAAGGCCAAGUACACCUUCAUCUAUGUUAGGGACAGACCUCAUCUGAAUCCUCGAGUGGCAAAGGAAGUUGGCGUUGCUGUGGAACCCCUGGAGGAGGUAGAUGAGUCGUCUUACUCGAACGAAGAAACCACUCAAAAUCUGAAAUCCAUGAAGGAGUCUGGCAUUCCUAACAAGAGGAGGAGAAGGACAUCAAAAUUGUCAACCACUGAUGAUAUGGAAGAAAGCACUCAGUCAGGGACUAAGGAUACGACUCCUCAAAAGUCAUCCGAACAGGCAGAAUCCAAAAGAGGGAUAGGCUCCCCUCUCAGUAGAAAGAAAACUCCAGCAUCUACUCCACGAAGCAGAAAGGGCGAUGCAGUAUCUCAGUUUUUGGUCUUUUGUCAGAAGCACAGAGAUGAGGUGGUUGCUGAACAUCCAGAUGCUUCAAGUGAGGAGAUUGAAGAAUUGCUCGAAUCGCAGUGGAACAUGCUUAGUGAAAAACAGAAAGCUCGCUAUAACACAAAGUUUGCCAUAGUGACCUCUCCCAAAUCUGAAGAAGACUCUGGUAACUUACAUGGAAAUAAAAGAAAACAAAAAAAGAGGACAAAGGAACCUACAGAAGAUUUUGAAGUUCAGGAAGCACCUAGGAAAAGACUCAGGAUGGAUAAACAGAAUAAUCGGAAGAGGGAGACAAGCAAUGACAAAACAGCCAAAACAAACUCUUCUAAGGUCACAGAAACCUCCUCUUCACAAAAGAACCAGUCAGCAACGAAAAAUCUGUCUGAUGCAUGUAAACCUCUGAAGAAGCGAAAUCGGGCUUCAGCAGCAGAAUCUUCAACUCUUGCUUUUAGCAAGAGUUCAUCUCCUUCAGCUUCCUUAACUGAGAAUGAGGUAAAAAAAAAGUGGUGUUUGCACACAGCCAUUUAAUUACAAAAAUUAUCAGGUGUGAAUCUUGUUUAAAAACACAAAAAUCAAAGGCGAAUUCUCUAACGUUGGUGCUCUAGACAAGUUACAGUUUUGGCCUCUGUGAAACCUGUUAACGUGUGCAUUGCAAAUUCAUUUAUUGUAAUACAAACGUCUGAUUUGGGGACGUCGAGAUAUUAUUGUGGUUUUUAAUGUAUUUACCAACAAGGUUUUAGAAUUGUAACCUUCUAUUAGAGGCAAAGUAAAAUGCCAGUGUGUUCUGUAUUUUCUUCUACAGACUUUAUGUAAGUGUACUACAUUAGUUACAUUAUGUAACUCAAUAUUGUCAUGUUGCCAUAGCUUUUAUAUUGAAGCAAGUUUCUUAAUCCUCUAUUUGAUUUAGAACUGGACAGUUUUCUGAGCAGAGCCCCUUUAAGCUCAAAUUAGUUUUCAGGCUGUUUAAGCGCUAUUUCUCUGUGAUGCAAAUAGCUUCAUCCCCAGUAGAGUUAAACAGGCAGUGAAGGAUGUAUCUUUUUGAUACUUACUAAUCAUAGUCUUAGCUCUGCAUAUUUGGAACUGUAAUUCUUCUCAAUUGACAUACAAUAAAUGAAAUGUAUGUACCAGAAGUGUAUUCAUAUAAUCCAUGAAACCAUUCCC